UAAUUGAAACCAGAAGAAAAAUAUACAUAAUCGGAUUUUUUUCCUUCUUAUUCAUCGUUCAAUUCAAUCACUCGCCGAGUUUUCGUCCGGAUGCUCCGAAUCGUUGCUGUCCAUCCACGCGCCGGCGACCUUCCGUUCUGAUUCUCGGCUGUUAGGUUCUUCAGAGAGAAGGGAGCCUCACAUAGAAAUCAUUUUAUGGUGCACCGAUGAGAAGAACUGAUGUUAUUGGCAGUAGAAGGAGGAGGAUUCUUCUCUGCUUCGGCUUCAGGGUAUACUAAGGGCCUGAGCCUUCUCCUCUUGGGUCAGAGGGAUGAGGAUAAACCCAUGAGAGUAGCUCCGUGGAACCAGUACCAGUUGGUAGACCAAGAAACUGACCGCGAGCUCCAGCUGGCUUCUACAAAGAAUCGCCUCACCCGCGGCUGUGCCUCCUUUGUUUGCUUUGGUCGCACUUCCGCAGGUCUUGAUACUCCGUCUCCUCUUAAAGUGGGCCCUGCCCAGCAGCAUGAAGUCUCUCCAGGACCUUUGGUUUCCAACAAGGGAAAUGAUCCUUCCGCACCACUCGAUGAUGGAAAUGAUAAUAGAAAGCUUACACUUAAAAGUAGCAUAAAGAAGCCGCAAAUUGUUAAACCCGUUCAUGUUGAGGCUGCUAGUGAGCAGGAAGCAGCAGGUGGACAGGGGAUUUGUGCUCCUGGUGGUCAAGCAGAAAGAAGGAAAGUGCAGUGGACUGAUAACUGUGGUAGCGAGCUUGUUGAAAUUCGAGAAUUUGAGCCCAGUUCAGCACUCCCUAGUAGGUUGGACUUUUGAAAGUCUGUGGCCCUUCAGUGACUAAUGGUCCUAUCCCGUGCAUCUGUUUCUGGACCUGGUGGUUGUUGGUAUCAUAUUUUUGGUAGACUGGAUAUGGCAAAGAAUGCAUCUAUGGUCUUUUGAAAUGUUUUCAGGAGAUAGGGUUGUAAUCUAAUUCCCAAGGGACUUUGUAAAGGAACGUGCUUUGUUUUUUAGAGCCGAGCAGGUUGUAGUUAAUUCUAAUUGAGGGAUGAGAACAUUGAAUUCUCACUAGUGGUUUUUGCAUAUGCCACAUCAGCAAAUUUUUGCAUUAUUAUUUCUUGUGUCAGUAUCCAAUAAAAAAUAGAAUAAAUGUAGGAAUUCUAUUUAAAGAGGCAAGAAUCCAUACUUGUUUUAAAUUGCGUGUCACUUCAGGUUUAUGUAAUGCAUGUUGUAGUGAUAGGAAACCUUGAGGUUAUGUUUCUCAUUUUGUUCAAUAUUGCUGUUUAUAUCUUUAACGAGUACAUUAUAAAUCAGACCAUGCUACUAUUAGUUUGUCAAUUAACUGUCUUGUGAUGACACUGGCACGGAGUUGGGGUGGGAAGUACCUCCUAAACCCCAACCCUGUCUAUUAUCUCCCUACUCCUAUUUCCUCACUCUUCUCCUGUUCCCAUCCUUGAUUCCAUGUGUUAAUAUUUUCCCAUCCCUGACCCUGAUUCCUUGAAGGUCCUCGUGUGACCUUGAAAUUGUAAAUAUUAGUAAUAAGUAUUCAGCAAACUCAGGUCUCCUUUAACAAAUUCCAAAUUGUCACAAAUAACAUUUAUAUAUUAGUUAUUAAUAGACACACUUAAAUAGAGAGAAUAAUUCUCAUUUUAAAGAUGUGAGGAUAAUAUUGUGAUUAUACAUACUUAUAUAUGGGCAGUCAAGAAUAAAAAUUAGUGAUCACAUUGUCAUUUAAAAGUCUUGUACAUUUAUCUUAUAAUUAAGAAUUUUCAAUAAAAUCUUAAAGAGUCAUAUCGCGUAAUUAAUUUUAGCCGAAUAAGAGUGAUAUUUUUCAUUCUUCAUAUGUGGAAACCCUGGAUAGGUUUGCAAUCCUCAAUUCUCUGGAUUUUUGGCUGUACUACCUUUAUCUAUUCGUACAUGUUUAUAACUUUUUUCCUUGUUAUGUGUAUUUUUGUUUUCAUGUUUUAUUAUCUACUUGUAAUUCAAUACGUU
Molecule: messenger RNA, 1977 nt
Organism: Vigna umbellata (rice bean)
Lineage: Eukaryota; Viridiplantae; Streptophyta; Magnoliopsida; Fabales; Fabaceae
Source: RefSeq, a predicted model, not a curated record